Molecule: messenger RNA, 2028 nt
Organism: Phlebotomus papatasi
Lineage: Eukaryota; Metazoa; Arthropoda; Insecta; Diptera; Psychodidae
Gene: Nmt
Product: glycylpeptide N-tetradecanoyltransferase
Exons: 2
Coding region: 254-1681 (475 amino acids)
Biological process (GO): N-terminal peptidyl-glycine N-myristoylation
Cellular component (GO): cytoplasm
Molecular function (GO): glycylpeptide N-tetradecanoyltransferase activity
Source: RefSeq, a predicted model, not a curated record
UUGGCCUUAACAUGAAAAUUUCAUGGGUGUACUAAAAACCGGAAAGGGUGCAGCUGUCAGCUGUCAGUCGGGAAAAUUCAUGUGUCAUUGGCGAAAAUUUUUCCAGCCGGCACAAUUUGCCUGAAAAAGUGAGGAAAAAGCCCAACAAUCUUUCUAAAAAUCUCACAGAAUUGUGCUGUGAUAGUGUCUUGAGGAUAUUGUGCAGUGAAAUUGGGAAUAAAUUGUGUAGAAGUGAGUGAAAAAGAAGGGAACAAUGGAGGAGACAAAUGGAAAGGUUCCUGGGAAAUCACAGGCGCGCCAGAAGAGACGAAAGGAGAGGAGUAAGGCUGCUGGUGAGGCUGAUGGCAAGACCAGUGAAGAAGUGAAUGCCAAAGAUGAGGGUGUUGUGCAGGAAGAUGGUGCAGAACCAGUGAGUAGUCCUAUGAAUGAAGAUGUCUUGAGCAAUAUGAGGGGCCUCGUGGAACAGCUAAAAGUCGGCUCAAAAUUCCUCAUGAGGAACCCCAAAACGCCCGAUGAGGCCAAACAGCGCUCUUUUAAGUUCUGGUCCACGCAACCGGUGCCGAAGUUGGACGAAACCAUCAGCACCAAUGAGCCAAUUGAUGAAGCCAGGGACGUGGAGGCCAUUCGACAGGAGCCCUACUCCCUCCCGGACGGCUUCAAGUGGGACACGUUGGAAAUCGAUCAGGCUGGCGUACUUCAGGAGCUCUAUACCCUCCUGAAUGAGAAUUAUGUUGAGGAUGAAGAUGCCAUGUUUCGCUUCGACUACCAGCCGGAAUUCCUCAAGUGGGCGCUCCAGCCGCCUGGAUGGCGUAUGGAUUGGCAUGUGGGAGUGCGAGUAGUGAAGUCAGGGCGUCUGGUGGGGUUCAUCUCUGCCAUCCCAGGACAAGUACGCAUCUACGACAAGACGGAAUCUGUCGUGGAGAUCAACUUCUUGUGUGUACACAAGAAGCUGCGUGCUAAGCGAGUGGCUCCAGUUCUGAUCCGUGAAAUCACUCGCAGAGUCAAUCUCACGGGCAUCUUUCAGGCUGUGUACACAGCUGGAGUGGUGCUGCCCAAGCCCGUCUCCACCUGUCGCUACUGGCACCGUUCCCUCAAUCCCAAGAAACUCAUCGAGGUGAAUUUCUCCCAUUUGACGCGCAAUAUGACGAUGCAGCGAACAGUGAAACUGUACAAAUUGCCAGAGACAACGAAAACGCCCGGAUUUCGCAAGUUGACGCUGGCGGAUAUUCCGGCGGCACACAAAUUGCUCGAGACGUACCUGACUAAAUUCCACUUGACGCCUGUGUUCACGGAGGAAGAGUUUGGGCACUGGAUAACUCCGCGAGAUGGUAUCGUGGAUAGUUUUGUGGUGGUCAAUGGACAGGGAGAGAUUACGGAUCUCGUGAGUUACUACACUCUUCCUUCGACCGUGAUGCAUCAUGCUGUUCAUAAGUGCGUGAAGGCAGCGUAUUCCUUCUACAAUGUGGCCACUGUGACACCCUGGACACAGUUGAUUCAGGAUGCUCUGAUUUCGGCCAAGAGCCUCAAUUUUGACGUGUUCAAUGCGCUGGAUCUCAUGGAGAACCGCAAGUUCCUGCAGGAACUGAAAUUUGGGAUUGGUGAUGGCAAUUUGCAGUACUAUUUGUACAAUUGGCGCUGUCCAAGUAUGAGUCCGGAAGAUGUAGGACUCAUUCUGCUUUAGGAAAAAGAAAAAACAUCACGCCAUUUCUCCCAUUCAGACAAUUGUGCUGCCUUUAUUGUCACACGGUAAGAUGUCUUACAUUUAACACAGCACCAAAAUAUUUUUUUUUCGGAUAAAUCCCAUUUUGUGAGUCCUUUUCGAUGGAAAUAAAUCCACUUUUUUUUGGGGCUUUCUUCUGACGCAAGAAAGGAAAUAAUAUAAUUUAGUUGAGAAUAUUGAAAGGAUAUUUGUAGCAUUUCUUUUUUGGAGGAAAUAAAAAUUUACUAGGCAAACACGUGAAACAAUUCUGAUAAGCUCUAUUUCUGUGUAAAAAUAGGUUGACUUACAAUAAAAUUAAUAAAAAAUUA